This is a messenger RNA of Hydractinia symbiolongicarpus, 6185 nucleotides long. Its product is annotated as E3 ubiquitin-protein ligase RBBP6-like. Gene Ontology annotation, molecular function: ubiquitin protein ligase activity; nucleic acid binding; zinc ion binding. Gene Ontology annotation, cellular component: nucleus. The coding region runs from base 408 to 5300 and encodes 1630 amino acids. The record is from RefSeq and is a predicted model, not a curated record. Gene Ontology annotation, biological process: mRNA processing; ubiquitin-dependent protein catabolic process; protein ubiquitination. Lineage: Eukaryota; Metazoa; Cnidaria; Hydrozoa; Anthoathecata; Hydractiniidae. The transcript is spliced from 18 exons.
AGAUUUUCUGUCUUCUUUUUACCACACAUCAGAAAGAAAAAAACAGAGGCGUAGAAAACUUUCCUUUUUGCUGGCUAGAAGUUUCGUAUUUUCUAGCUAUAUUUUAUGAAUAGUAUAGAUUUUUAAAGAAGGAAGAUAAAUAUUUUGCUGUUAUUUCGUCGUUAUUGCAAAAAAGGAAGUUUUGGGCUGGUUUUUUGCAUUUGAAAAUAUCCAAUCCGAAGUAUGGAGAAGUGAAGUAAACGGACGUUUUUAUGAGAAGUUAUUCUCAGAAACAAAGAUAUAGAAUCGAUCAACUGUACUGAUGAAUUUUCGUCUACCCAUGGAAAGAACAGAAGGAAGCAAAAGAAGCUGAUCUAAUACAACGAAGAAAUUUCUAACGAAACCCCCAAAAAUAAACUUUAGCUAAGAUGUCUUCGAUUCAUUACAAAUUUCGAAGCAGCACCGAGUAUGAUACAAUUACGUUUGAUACGCAAACGAUAUCACUUAAUGACUUACGUGAAGCUAUAAUGCUUCAAAAGAAAAUAUUAAAGUCCCCUGAUUAUACCCUGGAAAUUACCAAUGGUCAGACAAAAGAAGUGUACAAAGAGGAUGAUGCAAUGAUUCCAAAAAAUUCAUCUGUGAUUGUGAAGAGAGUUCCAGUUCAAAGAUUGGCUGCAGUUACUGACCAAGGAAGUGGACUGACAAAGGAAGAAGAAGAGCUGACUGAAAUGGCUUUUAUGAAUUUAUCGACAACUGCAAAUUUGGUGAAUGCCAAAGCAUCAGAAGCAGAUAAGAUUAAGGCAAUGAUGAAACAAUCCAGUGAAGGAUAUGAUCCCUCCUUAUAUCAAAAAAGGCCUCCGCCAUCAUACAUAUGUAGUAGAUGCGGUCAAAAAGGUCAUUUCGUGAGACAAUGUCCAACACAAGGGGAUUCUCGUUAUAACAACAAAACAGUUCGUGCACCAUCAGGAAUACCCCGGGAAUUUAAUAUACAACGAAUAAAACAACAAGAUGAGUUUAUAAUGAACCUACGUGGAAUGCAAAGGGAGGGAAGUCGGUUUUCACCUGCUGUUGGCAGUGAUGUUGUUGACCAUACUAAAGUACCAGCAGAGUUACAAUGUCCACAUUGUAAGAAGCUGUUUAAUGAUGUGGUUGUCACGCCAUGUUGUGGUGAAAGUUAUUGUGAUGAGUGUAUCCGGAAUUAUUUAAUUGAGCAUGAUUUAACUUGCUUGUGUGGGGAAACCACGUCUCCAGAUAAUCUUAUUGCAAACAAAUCUCUUAGGACUGCUGUGAAUAAUUUCCGAAAUCAGAAAAAGUCAGACUUGAAGUCAGUACCACCAUCUCCGGACACACAGCAGUCAACCACUAGUAUUACAAAUGGUUCCUCACUCAAUUCAAUUGAGAAUCAACCAUCGCCACAGCCAGCCACCAGUACUGAAGCUGAUGUUGUGAGCGCUCAAAAUCCUCCAGACAUACAUUCUGAAACAUCACAGUCGAGUGAUACUGCACAAUUGAGCGUACCUUCGCCUAAAGUUGGAGAUUUAGCUGUGAUGAACUCGCCGAAGAAACAAGUCAUUGAAGAUGGAAAAGCAGGUAUGGUCAACCAAGGUAUGGUAGUACAACCGCAGAUUUUAAGUGCAAGUCAAGCUAUUAUAGCAGGGCAAGUUCAACCACGUAUUGUACCUGGCUCUCAAGCAUUCCACACAGCUGCUGGAACAGCGGUGUAUACAGGUGUACAUCAUAAUGCAAUGAGAGCCAACUAUCUUCUACCUCAACAACAAAUUCUCCAGUCUUCAGCUUUACUUGGACCAACGAUACAGUACGGUAUCAACAUGCCUGGUGGCGCGACAUUAGUCAAAAGACUGGUCCCAGUACCAGUUGGUCCGCGACUGGCAGUUUCGCAGGUGCCACAUUCAGGAAUACCUCAUGGAAGUGUGGUGCCAGUCGAUCUUAAUAAACAACUAUUGGAACAGCAUGGUAGACCUGCGAGGAAGGAUAAAGAAAAAGGCGAUGUCGAGUCACCUAUGCCGUUGACCGAAGAUGAGUUUUAUCUCUGGCAGAAUCAGUUCAAACAGCGACGUCAUCUUGCCCCUCCUGUUCGUGAAACUUCCAGGGAACGUCAUCGAAGUCGCAGCAAAAGUCCGACGGGAGAGAAGCGUAGACGACAUCGUGAUAAGAGCAUGUCUCACUCGGCAGAUGAAUCGAGUCAGGAAAGAAAAAAGAAAAGGGAAAAAAAAAGACAUCGAGAUUCUUCUCAAGAAAGUCGAGGCGAGUCGGCGAAAAGUAAAAGUCGUUCCGAACGAAAAUACUCGUCGAAAAAAUCGUCGCGUCACUUACCGAAACAUAUUAAGCGGGAACUGGAAGAAUUCGAAUUCGACAACGAGCUCGAGUUUGACGAAGAACUGCGCAAAGUGCGAAAGCAGUCGAAAAAAAAAUCACGCAGCGAUUUUGAAUACGAUGACGAUUUUGAUAACGAACUUCACAAACUUAGAAAAGAAUCGAAAAGAAAAAAUAAGCGCAGCAAGGAAACGGAGAAUACACCCAACUCUACAAAAUCAGCUUCCGUAGAAAGAAACAGUUCUGUCUCGCCGGAACCGAAUGAGAACAAAGACGCUUCUAACGAACCUGCUGUAAAAACAGAGGUUAAUGCCAGUGAAACUUCGAAAGAAGUCGGUGCUGUUGUCCUUGCAUCGACUCAAGACACUGAGAACAACAAAACAGAGACAACAGACGUGGUAAAGGAGAAUAAACCUAAACCAGAAACCGAUGCGACGGCAACCGAAAACAAGCCGAAGAAGAGAACAAAAAUUGUUAGGAAAAUAGUUAAACGUGUAGUAAAGGUUAAAAAACGAAAAGGUGAAAUUAUGUCAAAAACUGUAAUAUCUAGUGGCCCAGCAUUGUCUGAACAAAUUGUCCCCACGGAGCAAACUCCGAUUGAAAAAAUUACCCCUGCGACAGAUUCUGGUAUUUCUGCCGAUGCUAAAAAAUCCGAUAAUACGGAAACACCGUCAAGCGAAAGCGCUUUACCAGAAAAUAGUCGUUGGGAGACUGGAGAGAAAAAAGGCGUCGAAAAGUCACCAGAAGGCAACACUCACGAAGAAAACAACGCAACGCCUGUUAAAAAAGCGAAAACUCUUUUUAAAACAGACGUGACUCCUAAAACUGUUGCCGGCACGUCAGGACGAUCUCAAGCUUUAGUGUCUCCUCAGAAAAAAGCUUCCGAACUUCGAUCUAGAAAAGAGGCUCAAAAGCGUGCCAUAAUCGAAAAAGCUAAGAAGUUAAAAAUGUUAUCCGAGUCCUUGGAAGGCGAGGAUGAAGAAACAAAGAAAAAGAGAGAAAAAUAUUUACUUUUAAAGCAAAAAAAAUUAAAGGAGCGUGCUGCAAAGUUAAAAAAAGGAGUAAAACAAGACAAAGCAAACUCACUUCGAAACACUGCCGAGCAUUCUGAUGAAGGCAGGGAUGAUCCAGAGGAACGCAGCAAGUCAAGGUCUAAGGAAGAUAAGUUGGGUAAAAAACCCGACCAACAUUUUUAUAAGCCAGGUGAUGCGAAACUAAAGAGCAUCAGUGAAAUGAGUAAGCAGCGAUUAAAACAAGUGGAAACACGUCGCGCGGCGAAGAAAGAGGUGGAAAACGGCGAAGGGGACGACGUCCUGAAAUCUAAAGUAACUAGCAUUAAAAAGAUGAUCACGGAGAAACGUCGGGUUAUCAAGACAUCAGUGUCGGAAGAAGAGAAGGAAUUUACGACAAGUCAAUCGUCUGAAGAUAUUCGACGGAGUGAUCAUCGUGUUGUUCGCAUUGAAAACAAAAAAAAGGCCUUGUCGUCGGCGGUCGAAAAAACCGGCCAAGAGAAGAGGAAACACAAGCAACACGAAGACAGCUCCGAACGGAGACAUCGUGAGAAAAGUUUAGAACGAGAACGAAAAACGACAACAGAUCGCGAUCGAGCUGAACGCCGUCUGCUACGCGAGGAGGAAGAAAGAAAGGAAGCCAAGAGACAACGCCAACUCGAACGAGAGAGAAAGGAACGAAAAAAGGUAUCCAUAUUGGAACAAGAGAAACAAGAGAGUUUGCAGCGAGAAAAGUUAGCGCUGCGAGAGAAGGAUCGGUUGGAGAGGAAGCUGAUGAGGGAAAGGGAACUUCGUGAAGAACUGAUGCGUGAAAAAGAAGAGGAGAAGUUUCGAAGGAAGAAACAGGAGUUGGUGAAAAGAAAGCGAAUAAACCUCAAGGAUGACGACAGUGACGAAACGUCGAGCAAGAAAAGUCGACGACAUAAAGAAGUUAUCAAAAUCGAUGUGAGUGAAAAAAGCGAGGAGGAGAGCAGUGAAAGCGAGAAAGAAAAGAAGAAAAAGAAACGAUCUAAGAAGAAGAAGGAGAAGAAGAAGAGAAGAAAGAAGAGUGAGGAGAGUGACGACGAAAACAAUGAGUCAGCUGAUUCCGACGACUCUUCUUCGGAAGAUGACGACGAGGAAGAAGAGCGUAAAAGAAAGAAGAAGAAAAGGAAACACAAACGAAAACAUAAAAAGCACAGGAAAAGUAAAAAACAUAAGAAGAAGACUAAGAAGAAAAAAACAAAGAAGGAGAAGAGUGAAAGUGAGAGCGAAGAAGAACAAGAAAGUGAAAGUAAAAAGUCUGAUACUGAGGAGGAAGAUGAAGAGGUAGAAGAAAGUGAACAAAAAUCUGAAGAAUCUGACAAUGCGAAGGAGAGCAAAAGCGCUUCAUCUGAAGACGAAUCUGUGAAAUCAAGCAGUGAUCAAAAUGAAGAAGAAAAAGAAGAAGAAGAAGAAGAAGAAGAAGAAACGGAGUCUAAAACUGAGAUAACUGAAAAAUCAGCUACGGAUCUUGAAACAGAAACCGAGAAAAAUGACGACUCUUCAAAAGCGAAAUGUGAAAAAACUAAAGAGAAAACAGAGAACGAACCUCCCGUCGGUAAAGUGAAAAAAAAGAGUUCCACAGGUGACGCAGAAGAUCUGGAACUGGACUACGAUGAAGACAUUGGAGACCUUGACAACGAUGCGUUGUAUGGUGACUUAAACUUCGCUGAUGACGAGCAAACGAACCCUGAAAAUACAGACGAAGAGAGAGCGGACAGGAGUCCCGAAGAUGGUGAAAUAUUAGAUGAAGAUUUGUUUAGUAUGAAACCAAAUACUGUUGAAAAAAACUUGUUUAGUACCGAACCCAACGAUACAGAUAUCGAAAAUGCUGUCGAUGACGCAAUUAACGAACUUUCGCUAGAUAUUUCUAACCGUAAAAACGCUGUAAGGAAAGUAGAGAAGUCCAGCGAUGUGGAACUUAUUUUAAAAAACGAGAAUUCGAAAAAUAGGUAGCAGAAGAUUUAUAACGUGCGCGAUGUUGAGUUAAGAUUUUUAUAACCUUAAUUAUAAGAAAUUUUUAUACACUAAAAAAAUAUAAAAGAUAUUUUCACGUAUUAUCUUCUGUAUACUUUAAAGGAAACUUAUUAAGCCGUGGUUGGUCUGGCUACCUGUACUCCGGUGACGAAAGUACCCCUUAAUACACUAGUUUGUGUGUCCUUUGCAUAAAAAGGUGAACGCCAGAUAACAAUUUCGCCGCAGUAAAACUAAACGUGGUUCUGACGGAUAUCUUUUUGAUUGGACUUGAGUUUAUUGUAUAGGUUAGGUUGUGGUGAAUAUUAAUAGAAUAAAGUAUCUUUUGGAGCCUGGUAACGACGCAUGGUUCCGGUGUUGAGGUUUUUCUCAAAGCGUCUUGUCGUGACACAGCGCUUCAUUGUGGAUGUUUUAUUCUACUUAUUUUUUGUUUUGCAGGGUGGUGGAAGUAGAUAUAAGAUACUUCAAAAUCAACUUUUAAUGAUGAUGUCUUUUUCUAUUAUCUAUCCACCAAUUUAUUAAAACUCCCCAAAAGAUUACUUUUGUGUUAUUUUUAUUGUGUUGCUCCAAAAGUUAAAAUGGCGCAAUGCUUUACUUGUGAGAGCGGUUGGGGCAGGUGGUCGCCUCCUUACGCAGUGUUGUGAAGGUGUGUAAAUCUCGUGGUGUAGCCAUGCAUGGCGAACGUUAUCCUGUUCUGUAAUUUACUACCCACGCCAUGUUAUUCUGUAAAUUCGUGAUGUGCCGUGUUUAUUUUCCACUUUUUAUGUAUAUUAGUUGUUUCGUUUUUUUUAUUACUGUUUUUCUUCUUUAGGUAUAUAUUUGUAAGACUUAUUCAAUCCGAAAAAUUUCCGUAAAAAUAACUUCAAA